AUGAAUAACUAUAACUUGCAAAACAUUGACGAUGAAAACAAUAGCAUUCACGAAGAUGACACGGAGUCGGAAAAUACACAGGCUAGUGAAGAUGAUGAGAGAGAACGGAGACCUUUCGAUGUUACAUUACCACCAACCCAUCAAUACCUACGAUUAAAUGGAAAUGAUGAUUUGCCGCAUAGUUUCAAAAUGGAAGAUGCUGGAAAAUUGAUAACAGUGUCAAUCUUAGAAAUGCCAAUUGUUUUGCUACCUACGCAGCUGCUCCCAUUCCAUACCGAUUAUCCAUUACUUGUCUCGCAACUCCGACAUGCAGCUCGAGAAAAUGAAUAUAUAGCAUUAAAACCGAGAUUAGAUAACUUUGAUACGGAUAUUGCAACAUUAAUUCAGGUCCGAAGUUUACAAGAAAAUGAUGGUGGGAUUUCUGUGCAAGCAGUAGGCCGUCAACGUUGCCGAAUACUCAAUCGACGAUCCGCCAUUAAUGGGAUGCCGUACGGUGAGGUUCGGGUUUUGGAAGAAAGAGAGUUACCACCUUUCUCCCAAGUGUUAAUGCCCACUUCAUUUGCUCAUAUGCGACCUAAAAAAAGUUUACGGUAUUUUGCGGCAAUGACGUCACAUUCAUAUUACGCGUUGAAGAUAUCAUUGACGAAGCAUUAUAUUGAUGAAAUUGCCAAGUGGCUUUAUGGUUGGCAUGUGUAUGAGAAAGUGAAACGUAUUCUUUCUAAGGGACCGACGGCAUUGAGUUAUUGGGUAGCUGCAAAUUUACCAAUUGAUAUGGAAAUGCGCUUACGCUUGCUGGAUGAGCCAUGCACAGAUAAAAGAUUGAAGGAUGAAUGUGGCAUCAUUAAUCGUUUCGACGUCAUUGUUUGCAAGAAUUGUGGAACAUUACUGUGUAAUAUGUCACAGAUGAUUAAUGUAUCAACAGAGGGAAAUAGCGCACAUUACGUCAACCCAGGUGGUUAUGUACAUGAUUUAUUUACCGUGUCGGAAGUAGUUUCAACGGUUCCACGUGGAUUACCAUCAUCCGAAUAUUCUUGGUUCCCGGGUUAUAAAUGGACCAUUCGCGAAUGUUCAUACUGUGGACAGCAUAUUGGUUGGCGUUUCACCAGUCCAGAUUUAUCGCCACGGUCGUUCUACGGUUUGACGCGACGUUCAAUUCGACCUGCUGAUUCACAACGUCCAGUCACUUCCACUGUUCAACGUAUUGAACAAUUAGCUAUUAUCUGA
Cercopithifilaria johnstoni is the source of this 1224-nucleotide messenger RNA. The record is from the annotation of a GenBank genome assembly. NCBI's taxonomy places the organism in Eukaryota, Metazoa, Nematoda, Chromadorea, Rhabditida, Onchocercidae.